UUUCAUGAUGUCAUCAAUGUGCGGGUAAAUCUGAUGGAAGGAACUCAGCUGUCAAAAUGUGUACUUUACACGUGGGGAGCGAACAGUUCCGGGCAGCUGGGGCAGGGACACACGGAAGAUCAAGCCGAGCCGCGGCGUGCACACGGCGGACUGCAGGCAGAGCAGGUCCGCUGCAUAACCGGAGGAGGCGGGCAUUCGGCUGUCAUCACUGAGUCAGGUGACCUGCUGAUGUGUGGACACAACAACAAAGGUCAGUUAGGGCUCAGUCACACUUCAGAGGUCAUAACCUUUCAACCCUGCCCUUUGUCUGGGUGGGGAAGAGUUCAGCAGGUGUCCUGCGGUUGGGACUUCUCUAUUAUCCUGACAGGUGACGGUCAGGUCUUGGUGUGCGGCUCCAAUGCUUUUGGACAGCUGGGUGUCUCACCAAGGAUAUCACACUCAGCAGAACCUUUACAUGUGAAGACACUGAAUGAACCUGUGACUAGUGUCGCUGCUGGCCUCAGACAUGCUUUAGCAAGCACAGCUUCAGGUUGUGUUUAUCAGUGGGGGACGGGCCUGUCGAGUCACGCUAAGAGAAUGUUGAGUCCACAACCUGUUCCUGCUCAUCUGUCCUCUAAAGAGCCCUGCCUUGUCCCAGGGUUAGAUCAUGUGACCCCACAGAAGGUAGUUGCAGGCUCCACCCACUGCAUUUGUUUGACAGCGAAGGGUGACGUGUUCCUCUGGGGCAGCAAUAAACACGGUCAGCUGGUCAGCGAGAGUCUCUUCCUGACACUUCCUGUGGCGCUGGAUCGUUCUCUGCUGCGGGGCGAGAGAGUGACCACCGUUCACAGCGGCUGGACGCACCUCGUCACAAAAACAGAGAGUGGGCGGGUCUUCACAUGGGGCAGAUCCAAUUACGGACAGCUAGGACAGACCAAUCAGGAUACGGAAAAAAAAGAGCCUGACGAUUCAACCAGCUCUGGGAAAACUAUAAGCCGCCCCGUUGAGAUUAAAGCUUUAUUUGGAGCAACACAGAUCGCUUGCGGAUCUGAACACAACUUGGCUGUUGUGGGGGGUCGGAUAUUCUCCUGGGGCUGGAACGAACACGGAAUGUGUGGAGACGGUUCCCUUUGUGACAUCAGGCAACCACGGCCAGUCCCUGGUCUCGCAGACGCUACGGCUCUUCUGAUUGGCUGUGGAGCAGGACAUUCAAUGGCACUAUGCAGUUUGAAGAGCAACAAGGAUUCUGCAAGCUGAACAGGUUUCAGCGUUUGUCUCUCUCUCCGUUUGCUUUCGUUACGUUUUAAUGAAUUAUUCAGAAAGACAUGUUUGAGCCUUUAAAGGACAAAUUUAUGAUCAAAGUCUCAGAGAUGCAAAUACUACCUACGGAUGAUCACAUUAUGCUAAUGACAUCAGGAAAUAAACAGGCACAAGAACACUAGGCCCAAUCAUGCAAAUAUUCAUAGCUUAAAGGAGAGACCUUUGGUUUUGUUUUUAAAAUUAUAAUGACAUUCAUAUGGCUUUUUUUUCUCCAAUUAAAUACCCAUAAAAGUAAAUCUAUAUGCAAUCACUGAUGUAUUUCGGCGUGUAUAUGCUGUCCUAGUGCCUUCACAACCAUUCAGAAAGACUGAAAUUCAAUGAGGAGACAAAUUCAAUCAGACACUCAUUUUCGUCAUUUUUGUCAUUCACGCUUCCUUUGCUGUGAUCGACGGUCAAGGAUCAUUUCCUCUGACUUUUCACCCCAGGGACAGAGAAGACCUUUAAAUAACCUUCACCGUAAAUACACCGUAAAACCGAUUUACUGCUAAGAAAUGACCUGUCUGAAAACAAUCAAUCUCACAGAAUACCCAACGAUGGAGUAAUAAUCUACUAAAGACACUCAACAAAGCUUGAAAAACCCACACAACACACAAAAUCUGUUUUAGUGUUUUUUAUUAUCAUUGGGGUAUUUUUUCUUGUUUAGUUUUUUUCUCUCUUCAGAAAGACACAAAAUUGCCUUAACAAUGUCAACUCAAACCAUCAAUGAAAACACCACCUGGUUUUAAAUAUCUAUCCAUACUAUGCACUGCAGUGAGCUGAAAAACACAAGGAACGUCUCACAGCACAAACGUUUUUGCCUGGGAGUUUGCAAAACUAUUCAGUCCCAAUGACUGUACACAUCUUGAGUUUUAUUUAUAUGUAUAAUAUAUAUAUAUUUAUUACUCAUUGAUGUUUGUGCUCUGAUGUUGUCGGGUCUUUAAACAGUCCAGCAUAUUGUAAGGAAACGACCCAAUGUUGACAUUCCUGUGAUGCAACUGGCAGUGCGCUAGUUUGGUCCCAAAGAACUGGGUUUACUUCACAUUUUCACAACAAUGAAAAAUAAACGUUGAAAAAAUAAACAUAACAGUAUCGGUUCCUUUCAUAUUUUCCAUCAUAAACCCUGUAUGUUCUUGUUCUCUAUAAAGAGUCGUGUUGUUAUACAGUGCAGGAUUGUCUCUUGUGAUGGUUUUUAUGAAAACCGCUAUAAUAAUGUGUCUUCCAAAAUUGCUUGUAUAUUCACAUUGAAUUUUCAAAUGCAAACUAAGCGUUUAUUAAACAUAUUCCUCACAAAACUCAAUGAUGGUG
Messenger RNA from Pimephales promelas (fathead minnow), 2583 nucleotides. It is a transcript of the gene sergef, whose product is annotated as secretion regulating guanine nucleotide exchange factor. The record is from RefSeq and is a predicted model, not a curated record. NCBI's taxonomy places the organism in Eukaryota, Metazoa, Chordata, Actinopteri, Cypriniformes, Leuciscidae.